UCGCGCGGGGCGAGAGCUUUGUGUCCCGUGCGCCCGGCGCGCGCCGUACGCGUCUCGUCGCGCUCGGCGGAGAGGGAGCCGUUGGAGGAGGACGGAGCGCCGACGACGCGUCGCGUCGCGCUCUCUCCCCGAAGCCAAUACUCGCGCGGCAGGCGCGUGUAGCUGCUGCGCAUUGACCGCCGUGCCGUGCGUGCGUGUGUGGCUCGCUUGCGCUCCUUGUUGCUUUGGUGACGCGUCGUCGUCGUAAGCGUGUGUGCGCGCUCGCGCGCGUGGUUCGUGCGGUUGGGACGCCCCGUGACAAGCGCGGCGGGCGGCCCGGUGCACCAUGUGAGGCGAGCAUGCGUCUCGCCUUCGGAGCUCUGCUAUUCGUCGUCGCCCUGUGGUCGUCAACGUCGUCGUCGUUGAACGGACUGUCGUCAAAGCCAGAGGAACGUGUACAACACUGAUGUGCACGGAGGUGACGCCAGCGGUUGGAAGGGCGCUCCAUCCGGCCCGCACGGCCGUUCGUGGCGCUGGCUAACACUCCCAGUCCACCUUCCAGAUGUGCUGGGAUACAAAAGAUGGAAGGAGUAACUGAUGAGCGGUCGAGAUAAGAGCAGUAAUGACAGCAGCAGCGGCAGUCGUAGCGGGACAAGGAAGAGUGGCCGUAACCACGCAGCCGGAAACAGAAGCGGUACUGUUGGCGAAGCACGUGUGCAGCCGCUACGAGAUGCGGCUCCGAUGCGACGAGGGAGAGCUGGUGGCGAUCCACGACGCUAUGUACGCCAGCGAACCGCCGCCGGACGCGCCACCGCCGAGACCUGGCUGCGGACCGGUCAUCGAGACUACCGAAGACGGAGCCACGGCCACAUCCGUAGCCACUGCUGCGAGCCCGUGCCAGCAGGACCUACGCCUUGCGCUAAAUAGCAGGUGUUCGGGCGAGGUACACUGCCUGUUCAGCCUGAGCCGGGACCAGGCCGAGCGGCGUUGCCGAGGCGAGGGCUCGCUGCUGGUUCGGUACCGCUGCUUGAACGAACGUUCGCUGAUGCAAAAGUGCGGCGCCCACGUGCGCUCUCCGACCGAGGGCUACCUGUCCUCUCCCGGUUUCCCGCACUUCUACCCUGCGCUGUCCAACUGCUCCUGGGUCCUGGAGGCGUCGCCGGGACAGACCGUCGUGCUCAGGAUACUCGACGUGUCCAUCAGGCCUCCCAGGCCCGGCGCUCCGGGGCCGCUGCUCGACUCGCUGAGCGAGUCCGACUGCGCCGAGGACGCCCUGAGCGUGCUCGAGUCCGGCCGGCCGCUGCUGGUCGCCUGCGGCGAGUCGCGCCGCAGCCUUCGCACCCUGCGUUCCACGGGGCGCCGACUGGUGGUCCGCUUCCGCACCAGGAGCUUCGUGCCGGCCAGAGGGUUCCUGCUCAAGUACAAGUUCAUGGGCUGUCCGACGCCACCGGCGCCUCGGCUGGGAUACCUGGUACACCGCGCUGAGGAGACGGCGCUGUACAAGUGCUGCAAGGACCACAUGUUCAACGACACGCAGAUGGAUACCAGGACGCUGGUGUGUCUCCGAGGGAAUACCUGGAACGACAGUGUCCCGGAGACGUGCAUGCCCCGCCUGUCUGUGACGUCCAAUGACACCACUGUGGACGAAGAGGAACCGCUGCUUCAGGGCCGCAAGCACCCCGACGGCGAUGACGAGGGUGGUUUUCUCUCCACGCAGUUUCUCGCAGAUGUCCUGGUGCCUUGUUUGGCCAUGGUGUUCCUCCUGCUGGGAAACGCCGUGGUCGUUGUCAUCAUUUUCAAACUAAAAAGGAAACGACGGCGGCGCCUGGCCAGCGUCGUCCACCAGCCGGACAUCGCCCUGCUCGUGCCGCCGCAGCCCACCGAACCGCCGCCCUGGAAGCACGGCUGAUCGACGGCGCCGGCCGCGCCGCAGUCUGCGCGACAACACACUGCGGAGUCCGGCACGCGACGACAACACACGCGAGAUGCAGCUCAAGCAUCGAGGAAGCGCGCCUUCGAGUCCGAGUGUUAUCAAAAGACGGGGUCUCGGCGACGGUCGAGCCUAUAGCAAAGCCAAAAAAAUGACCAGCGUGAGUGACCGCUUUGUAGAAGAAAGCUUCCAAGGUGAAAGUCUUUGAGCCAAGGCAAUGAGGGAAAGAAGGCCUACAAGGUGCGGACCUCUGAGAGCUAAGCUCUUCGAGGAGGAUACUUCAAGAGGCGACCUCUCAAGAGAUGGGCUCUCGAAGGACAAGGUCUUGAAGGACAGAAGUUUAAGCUUGGGAGGCAAAUCCUUGAAAGAGGAAUUCGCGAGGAGCAAUUCCUUGAAGGUGUACAUCCUUCGAGGACAAGCCUUCGGGGACAAGUCGUUGGAAGGCACACGGCCUCUAAAGACAAGCAUUGGGAAGCAGGUCUUUGUAGAGUCAUGUCCUCUGCAGAAUCUGUGAGGGAUGACUUCCUGCAAGUAUACUGUCUUCAAGGACAAGCCUUCGGAGACAAGUCGUUUAAGGCACACUUCCUCUAAAAGCAAGCCACGGGAAGCAAGCUUGUCUAGAGGCAUGUUCUGCGCUCAAUAUUAUAGACGACCUCACGGAAUGACAUGCCUUCGAAGCGGAACAUCUUCCUCACCUCUAUAUUUAGGGGUGAGAAAGUGUGCUUGGUCAGCAAUGGAAGCAAAGCUUUGAGAGCUGGGUCUUCACUGUCUGCUCUGUUCCUGGUGACUGUAAGCUCACUGAAGUAGCGCAUCUCAGGACAGCACGACACCCGCCCGGCGUUAUACCACUGCCGUGUCAUUACCACAAGCAGCGUUACUGGUGGACCGGUGAUUAGAGGCACCUUAAAAAGCGCGAAUCAAAUCUCUUAUGCUUUCAGAUUACAUAAGAAAGCACCUGAACAAACAACGCAGUCAACAGUCAACCGGUGGUGUCUGGUCCAAAAUCUGCGCUAUUUAUUUACCCUCGGCGAAGCGAGACUUCACGAAUCACGUUACGAAUCACGAAACAGUCGUUAUCGUACAGAUUAAUUUCGCUGCUUGAUUAACCUAUUUUUAUUGUCGUUAGGAAGCACGUUGAGGAAGGCGCUAAAUAUUCGCGAAAGCGAUAUUCCACAAAGCACGAAAUGACAAUCUCCUUCGAUAUUCCCUUGAUAUAUGCUGACGGCAAUGGCAAUGAUCAGCUAGAUAGAUAUAUAUUGUUACGUCUCUACAUUCUUAGGACAGUGUUGUGGAAACUCCUUUUUUCGGGGGUAAGCACUCGUCCCAAAUUUAACACCAUUUUCGAGAGCUAUUGUACUCUGCCACAAAGAGAGAGAGAGAGAGAGAGAGAACGAGGUUAAUGAAAGUUGAAGAUGUUAGCCCUUCUUUAAUCUGGGCUUACUACUUCAAAUGGGGGGAUUGAAAUAACAGAAGAAUAUAAUAAUAAUAAUAAUAAUAAUAAUAAUAAUAAUAAUAAUAAUAAUAAUAAUAAUAAUAAUAAUAAUAAUAAAGAAAAAACUUUGAAUAAACAAAUCAAGCCCAGAUGACGAAAGGUCAAAGGAUGUCUGUAAGUACUGACUGGCUUAUCUAUGACAUCAGAGUUUUCGAGGCUUGGCUCGCGUCCUUCUGUACCAGGGCCUUAGAAAAUCACUAGUUUGAAUUUGUCCUCGUACUGAAGUUGACCUCGUAAUGUAUUCGUCCUCGUACCUUAUUUGCCUCCUCUGAUUUUGAAUAAACGGAGUACAUAAGUCUGUGGCAGCGUACUAAAACUCCCGAAAUGAAGUUAAGUGAGGGACAAGCACAUGCUCAAGCCAAAGGAGUUCCCUGCACAUCUUUUCUUUCUUUCUUAGGAAUGUAGAAGUUUAGAAACCCGUGGGAAAGAGCCCUGUUGUAUAAGUAGCUUCAACGCAUUUAGCGGACGCGGUAUGCAUAUCUCUAUCAUUGUUUUGGGUAAUUCACUCUGUCCGCGAAUUCCUCGGCUUCUUUAGAAUAACUUGGUAGAGUGGGCCUGUAUAAUGUAAGCAUACCGUUCGCUCGAUUCUAUUCCGCUAUUGUCAUACACCGUUCGCCCAUGACCGGCCGAUCCUGCUGAUAAUGCAGGUGGAGGAUAGAAACGAAUUGAAACAGAAUUGUUACACUAUACAGGCCGCAGUUUGCGAUCACGUAGAUGAAGCGAAGUGCAGGAAAACAGACGCCGACGACACAAGCGUCGUCUGUCCUGCUCUGGACACUGCCAUGUUCCGCCAUAUGUUUACGUUUUCAGUCAAUCACAGAAGACGCAGCCGCUCUAUCAGCCAAUCGGAGCUGACAACGCGGCAAAUUCGACAAUAAUGGAGCCAACUUGACAGUAUUCAGAACAGCUCACAUGACCACUUAAUCGUGACCACGUGACCUGCAUGGCGUCUCGCCCAAAUACCCGUAUAUUCGUUGCUGCAGAGAUGCAGAACGAAACGUAGAAGUAUGCGAGAUCAUUCCAGAGAGCACGAGAUCCCUUCACCGGUAAUUUAUGCAACCUCUAGUCGAUUUGUUCGAGCUCUAUAUAUAGAUGAAUAUAUUUCAAUACAUAUGUGCAGAUCCAUUUAUUUUAUUGCAUCUGUGACACACACUAUAGUGAGGAAGGGUAUGAAAAAGGGAACGUAUAAUAUAUGGGUAAUACAAGCGUUAUAUCAUGAAAUAGUAGGUUAUCGCCGCAAGGGAGGGUUGCCAAGAUCACUCAGUGAAUCAAUAAAGCCACUUUGUACCAUUA
Molecule: messenger RNA, 4694 nt
Organism: Dermacentor silvarum
Lineage: Eukaryota; Metazoa; Arthropoda; Arachnida; Ixodida; Ixodidae
Exons: 10
Coding region: 602-1888 (428 amino acids)
Source: RefSeq, a predicted model, not a curated record